This is a messenger RNA of Anoplopoma fimbria (sablefish), 3662 nucleotides long. RefSeq names its product FOS like 2, AP-1 transcription factor subunit (gene fosl2). Gene Ontology annotation, molecular function: DNA-binding transcription factor activity, RNA polymerase II-specific; RNA polymerase II cis-regulatory region sequence-specific DNA binding. Bases 604 to 1683 code for a protein of 359 amino acids. The transcript is spliced from 4 exons. Gene Ontology annotation, cellular component: nucleus. Gene Ontology annotation, biological process: regulation of transcription by RNA polymerase II. NCBI's taxonomy places the organism in Eukaryota, Metazoa, Chordata, Actinopteri, Perciformes, Anoplopomatidae. The record is from RefSeq and is a predicted model, not a curated record.
AAAAAAAAGGAAAAGAAGAAGAAGAAGAAGAAGAAGAAGAAGAAGAAGAAGAAGAAAAAAAAAAAAGUUCGAACUGUUCCGUGAGCAGCGCAGAGCUCAGAUAGCGCAGAUUGUAGACACGGAGACGGGAGACAGUCCGCAGAUUAUCCGGCAGGAGGCUUGAACGCGAACGGUAGCCUGCGUGAGUCACUACAGGUCCGCCUGCUGAAGGUGUGCUGCUGCUGCUGCUGCUGCUGCUGCUGCUGCUGCUGCUGCUGCACUUUAGGCUGAAGUUUGCGCACCUGAGAGGAUUUGCAAUAGAGUAGUGGAGGUCUACCUGCGGCGCAAGAAUAACACAAAAGCGCAAUAAGAAAUAGCCUUCACGAGCAGGAAGAAACCCAUUAUUCUAACUGGCGCUAUCUGUGAGAUGCUUUAGGUUAGUUUUCGGGAGCCUUGUUGCGCUUUGUCUUUGCCAACUCUUCUCUGGAUAUCCCCCCCCCAAAAAAACAACAUCUCCAGUCAGAGAGGAUUUUUUUUUUCUGUCUUGGUGCCUUUUUAUUGCGAGGAUUUUAAAAAGAGGGGGCAAGGGGUUCAGAUCUCAAACAGUCCCCUCUUUCCUGGACCAUGUACCAGGACUACCACGGGAACUACGACACCUCGUCCCGCGGCAGCAGCACCUCUCCGGCCCAGCCAGAGUCAUUCACGAGCGGCAGCAGCACGAUCGGAAGUCCGAUCUCUACCUCAAACUACCAGAAGUACAGGGUCGACAUGCCCGGCUCCAACAGUGCCUUCAUACCCACCAUUAAUGCAAUCACGACCAGCCAAGACCUGCAGUGGAUGGUGCAGCCCACGGUCAUCACCUCCAUGUCAAACCCGUACUCCCGUUCCCACCCGUACGGCCACCACCUGCCCAACGGGCCGGGGCUACUGGGACACAACACGCUGGCUCGGCCCGGGGUCAUCCGCUCCAUAGGCGACGCCAGGGGCCGACGCAAGAGGGACGAACAGCUCUCCCCGGAGGAAGAGGAGAAACGGAGGGUGAGGCGCGAACGGAAUAAGUUGGCCGCCGCCAAAUGCCGCAACCGUAGGCGAGAGCUCACAGAGAUGCUGCAAGGGGAGACUGAAAAGCUGGAGGAGGAGAAAGCGGACCUGCAGAAGGAGAUCGAGAACCUGCAGAAGGAGAAAGACAAGCUGGAGUUCAUGCUGGUUGCCCACAAUCCCGUGUGCAAGCUCCCCAUCGACGAGCGCCACCAGCAGCACCAGCAGCACCAGCAGCACCAACACCAGCACCAGCACCAGCACCAGCAGCAGCAGCAGUGCGCCCCGCUCCCGCUGACCAUGCGCCCCAACAUGGCCAACCGGGCUCAGAUGAACCACGUGGUCGUGAAGCAAGAGCCGGACGACAUCGUGGAUGUGGGCAAGCCCCAGCGCUCCGUCAUCAAGCCCAUCUGCCUGGGCGGCGGCAUCGUCAGCGGCGGGAUGUACUGCACGGAUGGGGACAGCCUCAACACGCCGGUGGUGGCGGCAUCCACUCCGGCCGCCACGCCCAACGCUCCGAACCUCAUAUUCACCUACCCGAGCAUGCUGGAGCCCGAGAGCCCCUCGCCCUCCUCCGAGUCCUGCUCCAAGGCCCACCGGCGCAGCAGCAGCAGCGGGGACCAGUCCUCAGACUCCCUCAACUCUCCCACCCUCCUGGCCCUCUGAGCGAGGGCCGCGCUCGGCCGGCUGAGAAACAAACACUGUGGCUGGCUGCAAGCUUGAGGAUCAACUGCGCCUCCCCUCCCCCCCUUUUUAAAGACCCAAGAGCACAUUCAAAAGUCCAGACCAAGCUGACCAUGUGAGCCGUCCCACCUCCCAACCCCCCUCUGCAGGGAGACCCACAAGGGCUACGCCGCGUGUUUCUUCUUGUUCUGCUUCAGUGUACUUUUUAUUUUUUAUCCGUUAAGAGUGUGUGCACCAAUCCUAAAAAGAGUAUCCUCCCUUCGCCAUUUCAACUCCAGAGUGUCAACUUGUUUACUGGGAAGACGAUUCUAAAGAGAAACACGACGCAAUCUGGCAAUUGUGAGUCAACAGGACCGCAACCAGGGUGCGCGUUAAUAUAUAUAUAUAUUUUUAAGCAAAUGUUUCAAAAGCCAUGUGACCAACACUUGCACUCCGCCAAGACGAAUCAAUAAAUCACUAAACGAGGUCAGCAUUCUACUGGGGUUUCUGAGGAAAGAAGGAGACAACGAGCAAAGACUUCCUCUGGUCUCCUUUUCCAUUUAGAGUUCAUAACAUGGACCUUUAUUCAGGAAUCGCUACUAGCAGUGUGUCCACAUUGCUGAUGCUAUUUCCAUCUCUUUAAUCGUAUUUAUGGCCCGUGCUGAUUCAAUUUUACAAAGUGUUUUGUUGAGACAUCGUCCUCUCCUUAAUCCGCCUGUAGAAAAGCAAAAUGGUUGUCCAUGCGGCGACCGAGGCACUCAUCAGUGUUGCAAAGGAUCACGAGCCAACUUUCAAUCAAUGACUAGUUCCUCAAUACUCUAUACCUUCUAUUUUUGCCAUAGCGGCUUGACUUUACAGUAGUAUCGGUGUGCUUUUCCUCAGUGAUUCUGUACCUGAACUUUUACAACCUGUUUAUGACAAAGUGUAUGUGAUUUACAUUGAUGUCAGGGAUAUCUCUCAUGUGUAGUAGAACCCCAUCGUGAAGAACGUCGCGCGACUGCGGGGCGGCUGUGCGGUCUAGAGGUGGUGAUACACAGUACGCUGAGGGAUGACAAUCUUCAUCGCCUCAUUGUGUCCCGUAGGGGAAAAGGUUUGACUUUUUCCACUCGGACGACACAAACGUUUCAACAAAGCCCUCCUCUACCAGAUUCUGACCUUCUUUUCUGUGUUUGACACAUUCUCUCUAGAUAAAGGUCUUACUGCCUCUUGGGGCAAGUCAGGUUUCAAAAGCUCCCAAAAAGGUUUGUUUGACACGUGUAAUCCUGUAAUUUGUCCGUCUUUGUCUAAAAAGGAGGGGAUUUUGCUCAAAUUUGGGGAAAAAAAGCCACUGUGGUCUAGGCCGUCUCUAGCUGCCAAUGAUGUCAACCCUGUUUAUACUGUGUUUGUACAUCUGUCACUUUUAGUAAAUCAAUUCAGUCAAUGAUGUUUAAAUCUAAGUCAGACGUGCUGAUUUUUUACGGGUGUGUGAACGUUUGCCAACACGGAGGUACUCUGUAGAAACUUUGUGGAGGCCAUACCGGCUUUAAACAAGGGGUCAGACACAGUUCACAAGAAAUGGACUCCUUUUUUUUUUACAGCUGGCCUGAGAUGAAAGAGGGGACACCUCGAGAAGUUGUAAUAUCUCUGAAGUUCUAAGAAGCACUUCUUUUUUUUCGUCGUUUUUACGUGUGUGUAUCUUUAAAGGGAUGAGGGUUUUCAAUACUGUGCACUGAGAGGGACACAACAGCAAUGUUGGGGGCUUAUUUUUUAGUUCACUUCAAACAUUCCUAAUGUCAGGGGUUUAAAGGGGGGGGGGGGUCCUUUUCUGUUAUUAGAGGAGAAAAAGUUGUGCUUGGAAGACGUUUGGUUGUGCCGGAUGAAGAAAAACAGACUUUGCAAUUCAAAAACAGCUGCUGCUACUUUGGAAAGAACGCGUCGGCUGUUUCUCUUGUUUGGUUUAACAUCACCGGCUGUGACAUCGUGUGGAUGCAGGGAAGCGGGGG